Molecule: messenger RNA, 1536 nt
Organism: Oppia nitens
Lineage: Eukaryota; Metazoa; Arthropoda; Arachnida; Sarcoptiformes; Oppiidae
Product: interleukin enhancer-binding factor 2 homolog
Exons: 4
Coding region: 141-1451 (436 amino acids)
Source: RefSeq, a predicted model, not a curated record
GAACGACAACAACAAUAACAACACAAACAAACAAUACAUUCAAUUAGUUUAACGUUUUUUUUUUGGUCAACAAAAUCGGUAAAGAAAAAACUGGUCACCGAUUAAUUAGUGGUCACCCCCGAUACUAACAACAGUACAGUAUGCCUAAAGGUGGUCAUCAUCAUCACCGACGCUGGCCGUCCAACAACAACCAUAAUAACCAUAAUAAUAACCACUCGCAGCGGUCAUCGGCGGCCGCGGCCUCCGGCCAACACCAUCACUAUGCGCCGCCUCGGCCGCCGUUUGACAUCUAUAUGGUCGACGAUUUUUUCCCCCGUGUGGCACCGAUUGCCGAUCACGACACACAAUUAUCGACGGCCAUACUCGCCCGCAAUACAGAGCUGACGCCCACUCCCGAAGAGCAGACAAACAUUAUUAAUAUGGUAUCCAAAGUACAGAUGGUUUUGGAAAAUAUUACACUAAGUCCGGGAACUUUUGACGCUUGUCAAAUAGAUGAGGUACGGCCGGUCGGUUCGUUCAAAAAGGGUACGAUGAAAAUCGGACAUAACUGCGCCGAUUUGGUGGUCAUAUUGAAGACUCUGCCGGUGAUUGAUGCCAUACAAUCGCUUGGAGCCAAAGUGCUCGAAGAGUUGGCCAAAUUGGAGACCAACAGUAGUAGUAGUAGUAGUAGUACUACUACUACUACGGCGGCGCCCGAUAUCGGUAUCGAUGACCAUCCGAGUGGUUUCGCUAUUGUCAAUCGUACGACCCGUGCAUCGGUACGCAUACUGAUUGCUACAAUAAUGCCCAACUUGAGGAAACUUGAUCCGAAAAUUCAUUUACCCGUAAAACUAAUACAACGACACUUGUCGGCCAUACGUCACGCCCGUUGGUUCGAAGAGUCGGCCAAUGUUACAACUGUUAAGGUACUCAUACGUGUACUCAGGGAUCUGUUCGGCCGUUUUCAGGGCUUGAGUGCACUGACUCCGUGGAUGAUCGAUGUGUUGGCCCACUAUUCGGUAACUUUUCGUCACCAGCAGUCGCUAUUGCCGCUGAAUACGGCAUUCAAACGUGUAUUGCAGUUGUUGGCCGGCGGUAUCUUUUUGCCCGGUUCGACCGGCAUAUCCGACCCGUGCGAAAACGGUGCCAUUACUCUGCAUAGUUCACUGUCGCUCAUACAGGAAGAUACCAUUUGUAUGACUGCCCAGACAUUGCUGCGCAUCCUGAGCUACGGCGACGGCUAUCGUAUUAUACUUGGCCUCGACCCGGAUAACACUGGUAUUACCGACAAUAUGUCUGUCUGGGACGGUGUUGUUGUGGCGCCGAGUACUGCUGCCUUUGAAUUGCCGCCAAAAGAUGACGAAAUGGACACACAGGAGACGGCUGCGGCUGUUGGCGGCGGCGGCACUGGUGGUAGUAGUGUUGAUAAAGCUAUUAUUGGCGAUCCAAUUGUAGUUACCGUUUCUGCUUAGAUCUGUGCUUAUGUAUGUGUAUGAGAGGGGGGGACCGGUAUGUCUAUGUCUAUGUCUGUAUGUGUGUUAUCAUAACAUUUCAUUU